GUGAGAGAGAGGGAGAGAGAGAGAGAGAGAGAGAGGAGAGAGAGAGGAGAGACUCCCCGGCUCCCUCCCUCCCUCGCACACAGCGACUGGAGACGGACGGAGAGCAACGCGCUGGGAGAGGAGAGACCACCGACAACAGCCCCGCGCUCUCACACAUACACUCACACUCGACUCUUUCCUCUCCCCCCACCUCCUCCUCCUUCCACCCCCACCACUAACACCAUCUCCUCCUCCUUCUUUCUGCAACAAGAAAAAAAAGCCAUUUACAGGGGGUGAUGUGCAACUAAUUAAAGGCAGACUGGCAGCGUCUGCAAAUUCUAAGGCUCCCCAAAUAAAAAGAGACUGUUGUAACAGUUGGAGGAUAAUGCAAAGGAAGACGCUGCCUGGGAAUUCACCGUCUGUGGAAAUGAGCCCCAGAGAGGAAUAAAGCAGCCCUCACCUUGCUCUCCCCACCCGAACCCACUUUCCCCACCCGCCUCGGCCCCCACCCCAACACCACCAUCACUCCCUUCCCUCCCCCCCACCUUUCCCCCUUUUCCACGCAGGUGUCGGACCAGGCGGUCCCCACUUCCACCCUGCACCCCUUCUUCCCCCCCUGCACCAUGAACACCAAUGUCUGCGUGGAGCCCGGGCCGAGCCCGGAGGCCCCGGGCUUGCCCAAGGAAAGCCACUUGCCCGAGGGGGCUCUGAACAGCCUUGUGGAUUACAACUCGGAAAUGGAGCGCUACCGCUCCUUUGCCACCUCCUUCUACAAGACCAACGGGGGCGCCUUCCCACAGGCGGCCAAGAUCGCGCGCAUCACCACCCCCAUCUUCCCCAGCAGCGCCGCCGCCGCCGCGGCCGCCGCGCGCAUCGGCAUGUCCCCCUGGAACUGCGACAACGCGGCCACCGCCGCCGCCGCCACCGCCAUGCUCUGGGGCAGCGGCGGGGGCGGGGGCGGCGGCGGGGGUGGUGGCGGCGGCGGCGGCGGCGGGGGCGGGGGCGGGGGCGGUGGGGGCGGCAGGAAAUCCUCCUCUGCCGCCGCCUCCUCCUCCGCCUCCUCCUCCUCGGCGAUCCUCCCCGCCGGCGGUGGCGGCGGCGGCGGCGGCGGCGGCGGCGGCGGCGGCGGCGGCAGCAGGACCAGCAUGCACCACCGAAACGACUCCCAGAGGCUGGGGAAAGCUGGCUGCCCGCCAGAGCCGUCGUUGCAAAUGGCAAAUACUAAUUUCCUCUCCACCUUAUCCCCUGAACACUGCAGACCUUUGGCGGGGGAAUGCAUGAACAAGCUCAAAUGCGGCGCUGCUGAAGCAGAGAUAAUGAAUCUCCCCGAGCGCGUGGGGACUUUUUCCGCUAUCCCGGCUUUAGGGGGCAUCUCAUUACCUCCAGGGGUCAUCGUCAUGACAGCCCUUCACUCCCCCGCAGCAGCCUCAGCAGCCGUCACAGACAGUGCGUUUCAAAUUGCCAAUCUGGCAGACUGCCCGCAGAAUCAUUCCUCCUCCUCCUCGUCCUCCUCAGGGGGAGCUGGCGGAGCCAACCCAGCCAAGAAGAAGAGGAAAAGGUGUGGGGUCUGCGUGCCCUGCAAGAGGCUCAUCAACUGUGGCGUCUGCAGCAGUUGCAGGAACCGCAAAACGGGACACCAGAUCUGCAAAUUUAGAAAAUGUGAAGAGCUAAAGAAAAAACCUGGCACUUCACUAGAGAGAACACCUGUUCCCAGCGCUGAAGCAUUCCGAUGGUUCUUUUAAAGCAGUAGUAGAUCUUAUUUUCAAGGCAUUUGAAAAUGAAGGGCAAACUAAUGUCUUGUUUUAAGAAACUGCUUAGUCCACCACUGAAGAAAAUAUCCAGAAAUUAUUUUCAUUUUACAUAUAGGGGUUUCUUCAAAAAAAAAAAAAAGAGGAAAAGAAAAGAAAAAAGACAUAAAAAUAAUGUGGGAGCUUGGAGAAUUGGCCAGUCUAUUUACUUUCAAUACGCUGAUUCUUUCUUUGAUGUAAUUUAGCUAUAGUAGUGAAGUUGUUGUCUAUUUUGAAAGUGGCUGUAAAAAAUAAGUUUGGGUAAACCCCUGCUGUAAAAUCAUGUAUCUUUGCAAAGUACAUAUCUAUACUUCAUUUUCAAAUCUAUGUGUUUCAGUACUGUAAACUGUACAGAUAGCAGCUUGUAUUUUGUGUGUUUAGACACAAGGAGACAAUCAUGUCUGAGCAUCUAUGGAGAUUAACAGUUUGUACACAACAGUAUGGUUCUGCAAGUUAAAUCUGGAGCAAUAAAUUUUAGCUUUAACUAUUUUUUGCCAGUGGUUUAGAAGCAGCAACAGCACUGGCACCAUUUUGCCAUGCAUCUUUCUGUAGAGACUUGAUGCCAAGUUUUACAAGAUGAAAAGAUUAUGACGCAUCCACCAAUUACCUUCAGUUUUAUUGUUAUAAGAGGGGAAGAUGUUAUGAAAGUUUCAAUUAAUCUUUUGAGCACUAUAUUAGAGUAGUGGUUAUGCACUUGCAUUGCUUACAAAUGAGCUGUACAGAAGGGUAUACCUCCCAAAUACUUAGUGUAGUUGACUUGUCUUGGGUUGCACUGUAAGGCAGAGUACUCAGAGUAGUUGGAAAAUGCAGAAUCAGUUGUAUAAUUUUUUUUUUUUUAUAAAAACAGUGUUUUUUAGGCUAAAGAAUAAAGUAUCAUAUCUUAGGAGGGGAAAAUUUAUAACUGACUUUUUUCCCCAGCCCAACAUGGGCUGUGUACGUUUUAUUGUUUCUUAAUUUUUUUCUUAUUUUUUGUGUAGGAAAAAAUCUUAAUAAAAACUACCCCAAUGUUUUAACUCCAUGUAUGAUAUUAAAUGGGUAGUUUUAACACUUGAAUAUGUUGAGGGCUUCUGCCUUGAGGCAGGGCUUGAUAUAUUUUUAAUUUACAAAGAAUUAAACAUAUUCAUAAAAGUGAGACAUUUUAUCUCUUUUUAUUUUCUUUUCUGAUAGCCACCCAGUUGGACUAGUGGUCUUCCCCUGGUCCCUCAGUAAAAUGCUCCAUUGCUGCCAUUUCCAUUCUUGUCACUUGAUGCUUUCAUUCCUGAGAAGGCAGGGCUACAGUCUCUGGAAUUUCAUAAAUGCAUGACAUACCCCUCCCCCCACAACUGACACACAAAAGAUCUAAUGCUUCAUAGAACCUGUGCUACCUUUUCAUGUUGGAGUUGGUUUUCUUACCACAGUCAGGGUUCUUAAGGCCGUCCCAUCAAGACAAAUAUUUACAUUUCAUUUUAUUUUUGUUUGUCCCAAUUAUAAAGACUAUUUUCAGUUUCAGGAGUAGAACAGGGUUUAGCAAAAAUAUGUGGAGUAUCAAAGUUACUUACUGCAACUUUUUGUUCUUUGUCCACUAGCCAGUUGAUUUAACCCACUAAAUCCAUUAGCUUGCUGAAAAAUGUUAGCAAAGUAAAUCACGAGAAGAAAGAUAAUUUGAGAAGAGAAAGGGUAUGGUACAAUGAAAGAAGCUGUAAAGAUUUGGAAAGACUAGUAAGUGAAUAUUUUUAAAAAUUUAGUUGUAGAUUUCAAUGGGAUAUAAGACAGAAAAGAUUUUUUAAAAAGCAGAAAGUAUUUCGUGGUGAAAGUACUGGGGGAGGGUGGACAAAGCAUGCACACAUGCCAAUUUGAAAAUCAAGUGUGACUUACCUCACAUAGAGUAUGAAUACAUGGUCCACAGUUAUGGUCAACAAGCGUUUUCAAGAAAAACUCGUGAUGUAUUACACCCAUCCAUGUUUAGAGAUGAGAAUUAAAUGAUUAUAAGCUAAAAUGUGCUGUAUACUGUAUUAAUUUUGAGAUAGCUUUCUACUUGAUGUAUAUUUCUUUGAGGGUUUCUAUCUAGUUAGAAUUUCAGCUUCUGCUCUGGGACCAAUGAGAGCUGUAUGAGUUUUUUUUUUUUUUUUCUUUUUCCAUUUUUUUUUUUUUGUUUUUUUGUUUACCAGUUUGCUAAUUAAUUACAAGUAAGUGAAAACUUACUUUCACACUUGAAUGAUAAGCUUGCCUUGCUCUUUGGAAAAUGAUGAUUGUUAUUACAGAAGUGAAACAAACUUCUAUUCAGGCUAUAUUAGGCAUACAAUAACAUAAAGAUCUCAUAGAAGUAUACUGAGAGUCUAAAAUACAUUCUAGUGGUGCAUGUCUUGCUGUGCUUUUGUUUGUUUGCUUUCUAGAAGAACUAAUGAAUCUGUAUAUUGUAAACUGUGGUGUUUUACAUGUCAAUUCAUUUUUUUAAUGAAAAAAUUUGUUGAUUACUGAAAUGAGAAAGUGUAGCUUUUCAUUAAUUCUCUUAUGUUUUUUAUUCUUGAUAUUGUUCUUUUAUACCACCCACUUUUUAAUGUUUUUGGUUAAACUCCAUUUAUGUAAUGUAGGGUGCAUAUAAAGUUCUCAUUGGUGAUGCUGAAGAAAGAGAUGACUCUUCUGGCCUUUCUGUAGUUUUCUUCCUCAUAUGUCCAUGUACUGAGAACUUGUAAAGCUUAUCAUUAUAAACCUAAGGCAGUGAUUUGAAGGUUUACAUUUUUCAUGAUUUUAAAAUACCAAUGAAAUGUAACUUUUAAAUAUUCCUCACUGUAUGUUUUAUAUUCACUGUCAAGAAAAUUCAGAAUGUAGAUUGUGCGGACAGCUAUACACAACUUAAUAAUUAUAUAUCACAUAAACUGAAUAAAAAACUUUGUAAGAGUGGUCUACGCACACAGGAUCUUGUCCUCCCUAGGCGUGGAUAGAGAGAUGCCAUAAUCUGCCAGCAUUUGGGGACAGCAUGGUAAAUACUUGAGGCAUUGAUACAUAGUGCAGUAAGCCAAUUUCCUUUUCAGUUGUCACUCAGCACCAUAACAUCACGAAGAACAUCAUUAAUGCAAACCUCUCACUAAGCCUUCAGACCAAAGUGGCUUUCUGAUGGACUCUGCCUGUCUGUCUACAAGUGGAGUCAGAUUCAAAGUAGAAAUAUAUCCAUCCUUGGGAAAGAAAAUAAGAAGUCUUCCCCCACUGUAGGAGUAUAUAAAAAUGUCUCCUGGUUGCUUAAUUCCCAACACUCAAUUUCCUUCUUCUAAACACAUUUAUAGAGAGUGAGAGAUGGUGGACUUAUUAUGAAUUAAUAUCAAGCAAUCACUAAAAGAAAGGAAUAUUCUCUUCCUUUUAAUCAGAAACCCUGAUAGGUAAGUUGUGCAAUUAAUGCUAAAGCAUGUAAAGUCUUUAAGCUGAUAAGUAUCUGUAAUCAAAUAAUGAAAAAAGGAAAGCAGUUAAAUGAACACACUAUUCAGGGUCAAAUAUGUUCAGCAAAAAGCUGUAGUGGGUCUUUGAUCAUGGUUAGAUUCACAGUAAUAUCAAACAGUUGGUUCUCAUGUAACAGCUAAAUGUUUCAGAUUUUUUUUUAUUAAAUUUGGCAUUUCACACUGAGAUCUGUAUUCCCAGUGAAUAAAAGACAGCUACUAUAUUAGGAGGGAUUCCAUUUUCACAAUUGCAAAACAGAUAUUUCAGGAACAUGGGCCACAAAAUGUACUCCUUUCACAGUGUUCUCCUCUUCUGAACUGUGCAGUUAUCUAUUAAAUUUUCUAAUAGAUAUUUGUGUAAGGUGUAUGUAUGCUUGUGCAAUUAUUUAAAAAACGGUUUUGGAAAACAGUGUAUUUAUUAAAGAAAAUUACUUAUGGGGCAUGUACAAAACUGUAAAAAAAAAAAAAAGUAAAAAAAAUCACAUUCAAUUUGCCCAGUAAAGUUGUUUUUGUGAAAUUUCUGUGUUGUUGAAUAAAGGACUUUAGUAUUCAAAAUA
This is a messenger RNA of Symphalangus syndactylus (siamang), 5730 nucleotides long. It is a transcript of the gene CXXC4, whose product is annotated as CXXC finger protein 4. Gene Ontology annotation, molecular function: zinc ion binding; methyl-CpG binding. Gene Ontology annotation, cellular component: nucleus. The record is from RefSeq and is a predicted model, not a curated record. NCBI's taxonomy places the organism in Eukaryota, Metazoa, Chordata, Mammalia, Primates, Hylobatidae.